Molecule: messenger RNA, 7427 nt
Organism: Rhinolophus ferrumequinum (greater horseshoe bat)
Lineage: Eukaryota; Metazoa; Chordata; Mammalia; Chiroptera; Rhinolophidae
Gene: TPP2
Product: tripeptidyl peptidase 2
Exons: 30
Coding region: 91-3879 (1262 amino acids)
Biological process (GO): proteolysis
Cellular component (GO): cytosol
Molecular function (GO): serine-type endopeptidase activity; tripeptidyl-peptidase activity
Source: RefSeq, a predicted model, not a curated record
CCCAGGCCCGCGGCCGCCCGGGUGUCCUCGGGCUGCUUGUCCGCGCGCAACCUGGCAGUUUGCCUCUUCCUCGUCCUCCAGCUUGCGUCCAUGGCCACCUCCGUCACCGAGGAGCCCUUCCCCUUCCACGGCCUCCUGCCUAAGAAAGAGACCGGGGCCGCCUCCUUCCUCUGUCGCUACCCGGAGUAUGACGGCCGAGGGGUGCUCAUCGCUAUUUUGGACACGGGGGUUGACCCCGGGGCUCCGGGCAUGCAGGUUACAACUGAUGGAAAACCAAAAAUCAUUGACAUCAUUGACACAACAGGAAGUGGUGAUGUGAAUACCGCUACAGUAGUAGAGCCAAAAGAUGGUGAAAUUAUUGGCCUUUCGGGAAGAGUGCUUAAGAUUCCUGAGAACUGGACAAAUCCCUCAGGCAGAUAUCACAUUGGCAUAAAAAAUGGCUAUGACUUCUAUCCAAAGGCUCUCAAGGAAAGGAUACAGAAAGAACGGAAGGAAAAAAUCUGGGAUCCUGUUCACAGAGUGGCCCUGGCAGAAGCCUGUAGGAAACAGGAAGAAUUUGAUGUUGCCAACAGUUGCCCUUCUCAAGCAAAUAAACUAAUCAAGGAGGAGCUUCAAAGCCAAGUGGAAUUACUAAAUUCUUUUGAGAAAAAAUACAGUGACCCUGGCCCUGUAUAUGACUGCCUGGUAUGGCAUGAUGGUGAAGCUUGGAGAGCCUGCAUUGAUUCGAAUGAGGAUGGAGACUUAAGUAAAUCUACUGUAUUGAGAAACUACAAAGAAGCCCAAGAAUAUGGCUCUUUUGGCACAGCUGAGAUGUUGAAUUAUUCCGUUAAUAUAUAUGAUGAUGGAAACCUACUCUCUAUUGUGACCAGUGGAGGCGCUCAUGGAACACAUGUAGGUAGUAUAGCUGCUGGGCAUUUUCCCGAAGAACCUGAACGAAAUGGUGUAGCUCCCGGUGCCCAAAUUCUUUCAAUCAAGAUUGGUGAUACCAGACUGAGCACAAUGGAGACAGGCACAGGCCUUAUACGGGCUAUGAUAGAAGUUAUAAAUCAUAAGUGUGAUCUUGUCAACUAUAGCUAUGGAGAAGCAACUCACUGGCCAAAUUCUGGGAGAAUUUGUGAAGUAAUUAAUGAAGCAGUGUGGAAGCAUAAUAUAAUUUAUGUUUCAAGUGCUGGAAAUAAUGGUCCCUGCCUUUCUACAGUUGGUUGUCCAGGUGGAACUACAUCAAGUGUAAUAGGUGUUGGUGCUUAUGUUUCUCCUGACAUGAUGGUUGCUGAGUAUUCGCUGAGAGAGAAAUUACCUGCAAAUCAAUAUACGUGGUCUUCUAGAGGCCCCAGUGCUGAUGGGGCCCUUGGAGUGAGUAUCAGCGCACCAGGAGGAGCCAUUGCUUCUGUUCCUAACUGGACGUUGAGGGGAACUCAGCUAAUGAAUGGGACGUCUAUGUCUUCUCCCAAUGCGUGUGGAGGCAUUGCCCUGAUACUUUCAGGUCUGAAAGCUAAUAAUGUUAACUACACAGUUCAUUCAGUCAGAAGAGCUCUAGAGAACACUGCAGUGAAGGCUGACAAUAUAGAAGUAUUUGCCCAAGGACAUGGUAUUAUUCAGGUUGAUAAAGCCUAUGACUACCUCGUGCAGAAUACGUCAUUUGCUAAUAAAUUAGGUUUCACUGUUACUGUUGGAAACAACCGUGGCAUCUACCUCCGAGAUCCUGUCCAGGUGGCUGCACCUUCAGAUCAUGGCGUUGGCAUUGAACCUGUGUUUCCCGAAAAUACCGAAAACUCUGAAAAAAUAUCCCUUCAACUUCAUUUAGCUUUAACUUCAAAUUCAUCUUGGGUUCAGUGUCCCAGCCAUUUGGAACUCAUGAAUCAGUGUAGACACAUAAAUAUACGUGUGGAUCCCAGAGGCUUAAGAGAAGGAUUACAUUAUACAGAGGUGUGUGGCUAUGAUAUAGCAUCCCCUAAUGCAGGUCCUCUGUUCAGAGUUCCAAUCACUGCAGUUAUAGCAGCAAAAGUAAAUGAAUCAUCACAUUACGAUCUAGCCUUUACAGAUGUACAUUUUAAACCUGGUCAAAUUCGAAGGCAUUUUAUUGAGGUUCCUGAAGGUGCAACAUGGGCUGAAGUUACUGUGUGUUCAUGUUCUUCUGAGGUGUCGGCCAAGUUUGUUCUUCAUGCAAUACAGCUUGUGAAGCAAAGAGCAUAUCGAAGUCAUGAAUUCUAUAAGUUUUGUUCCCUUCCAGAAAAAGGAACACUGACUGAAGCUUUUCCUGUCUUAAGUGGGAAAGCAAUUGAAUUUUGCAUUGCUCGUUGGUGGGCAAGUCUUAGUGAUGUCAAUAUUGAUUACACCAUUUCUUUCCAUGGGAUAGUGUGUACUGCUCCUCAGUUAAACAUUCACGCAUCAGAAGGAAUCAACCGUUUUGAUGUUCAGUCCUCCUUGAAAUACGAAGAUCUGGCUCCCUGCAUAACUUUGAAGAGCUGGGUCCAAACACUACGGCCACUGAGUGCAAAAACAAAACCUUUAGGAUCAAGAGAUGUUUUGCCAAAUAAUCGUCAACUUUAUGAGAUGAUCCUUACGUAUAAUUUUCAUCAACCUAAGAGUGGGGAAGUAACUCCAAGCUGCCCACUACUUUGUGAAUUAUUAUACGAAUCGGAAUUUGACAGCCAGCUGUGGAUCAUAUUUGACCAAAAUAAAAGACAGAUGGGUUCAGGCGAUGCCUAUCCACAUCAGUAUUCUAUGAAACUGGAGAAAGGAGAUUAUACAAUUCGACUACAGAUUCGUCAUGAGCAAAUCAGUGAUUUGGAACGUCUUAAAGAUCUUCCAUUUACUGUUUCUCAUAGGUUGUCUAAUACCCUGAGCUUAGAUAUUCACGAAAAUCAUAGCCUUGCACUUCUAGGAAAGAAGAAAUCAAGUAAUUUAACACUACCACCCAAAUAUAACCAGCCAUUCUUUGUUACUUCCUUACCUGAUGACAAAAUACCUAAAGGGGCAGGACCUGGAUGCUACCUUUCAGGAUCCUUAACAUUGUCAAAAACUGAACUUGGAAAGAAAGCUGGGCAGUCUGCAGCAAAACGACAAGGAAAAUUUAAAAAGGAUGUAAUUCCUGUUCAUUACUACCUAAUAUCUCCACCAACAAAGACUAAGAAUGGCAGCAAAGAUAAAGAAAAAGAUUCUGAAAAAGAGAAAGAUUUAAAAGAAGAGUUUACUGAAGCAUUACGAGAUCUUAAAAUUCAGUGGAUGACAAAGCUGGAUUCUUGUGACAUUUAUAAUGAAUUGAAAGAAACAUAUCCUAAUUAUCUUCCUCUGUACGUUGCUCGACUUCAUCAGUUGGAUGCUGAAAAGGAACGAAUGAAAAGACUUAAUGAAAUUGUUGAAGCUGCAAAUGCUGUUAUUUCUCAUAUAGAUCAAACGGCCCUAGCAGUUUAUAUUGCAAUGAAGAGUGACCCCAGGCCCGAUGCAGCUAUUAUAAAAAAUGACAUGGACAAACAAAAAUCCACCCUUGUAGAUGCCCUUUGUAGAAAAGGAUGUGCGUUGGCCGACCACCUUCUUCACACACAGGAUGAAGAUGGGGCUGUUUCAAGUGAUACCGAAGGGAGAGAAGAGGAAGGAGAAAGUCCUUUGGAUUCUCUGACGGAAACUUUUUGGGAAACUACAAAAUGGACUGAUCUUUUUGACAAUAAGGUUUUGACAUUUGCAUACAAACAUGCAUUAGUAAAUAAAAUGUAUGGAAGAGGCCUUAAAUUUGCAACUAAACUUGUGGAAGAAAAACCAACAAAAGAAAACUGGAAAAAUUGUAUUCAACUGAUGAAGUUACUUGGAUGGACUCAUUGUGCAUCUUUUACUGAAAACUGGCUCCCCAUCAUGUAUCCUCCUGAUUAUUGUGUGUUCUAAAAUAGGAACCAAGAGUUUAAAUUUUAAAAAAAGAAAGUUUUAUAGUGAAUGGAUACAAAAACAAAUUUGUGGCAUUUUUAGUCUAAUGCAUGUUUUCAUCUGCUAUCAAAUACUGAUUAUUAAAAUGCUGUGUAUUUAUCAGAGAACUUGCUGGCGUGUGGCUUCAUACAUGUAAUGUAGACCUCUGACAUCAUGGUGUUUUCUUAACACCUCAUACUGGUGGACUGAGCGGUGCCUUGACUGCCAGCACCAGGACUUUCAGUUGAGUUGCAGCUGUUACAUGCAUGAUAGAUUUUGAACAGUACCUUUUAACUGCAAACCUAUAAAGUUCUAUUUUUUAUUUUAUAAAUGAACAGGGUUUUAACAUGCUCGACUUUAAUUUUUUCAGUUGUAUGAAGGCCUUAAAAAAGCUACAUUAAGCGUAGCUAAAAUUAUUUAUUGGACUGAAAAAGUAACAGAUUUUCACUUCCAGAUUUUUUUUUUUUAAUAUUUACAUUCAAUUAAGGGGAAAAAUUAAAGGGGCACAAAUAAAUGUGUGGCAAUUGCCGUAGCAUAACUACUCUAGUAAAUCAUCAUCUUGGAGUUAUUUCAGGCCAAUUAUCUUUUAACAUUCUUUUGACAUGCAGAGAACAUCAGAAUGAACUAAUAAUACAUGUAUAAGUGCCAGACAGCUAAAUCUUUAUCAGGUAUUGUAAAGAUACACAUAUGGUAUGUUUAUUAACGUUGAAAUAAUGUAAACACGUGAAUAAAUGUGCAAAACCAAGAUCACAAUACACCAUAUACACUCUGAUACCUUAAUUUUUUUUUAUAAUUAAUAAAAGUGAAUAUUGAAGCUUCUUAAAGUUGGUCUUAAUUUUUCAUUAAUAAAAAAUUUGGGAUUAGAAUAGAAGUAAUAUUAAUUCCAUAGACAAAAAAAGCAAUUUGAGGUAUUUUGUUUUAUAAUGGUUCUUAUGGGCUUGCAAUUAUUUGAAUAUAUUUCCAAUGCUUAUUGUGGUUAACUUCUGUGUAUGUUUAACUUUCUAUUAUUUCUAUCUUUCUGGCUACUAGACUUGCUUCUCUCAUCCUUCCUACAUAAAAUAAACAGACACCCAUAGCAACAUUAAAAUGCCUCUACUCACUUAUAGCAAGCGUGUGUGUGUGUGUGUGUGUGUGUGUGUGUGUGUGUGAUUUUUAAAUCUUGUUCCCUUAGAAUUUAUUACUAUAGAAGACCUGCCAUACCAAUCAUCUUGUCAUUCAUACUUGUGUUUUGGGCAGUUGACCCCUUUAUCUAUGAAAUAUGAAAGAAUUAGAGCCUUUAUGAAAAACUACAAAUAUGCAUGCAAACAUUUUGCUUACAAUUUCUGAACGGUCUAGAGUCUAAAGUCCAUCUAUGAGCAGCCAGAUGCACUUUCCCUCACAAACACACAUACUUUGACCUACACACAUACAGACAGGUCCACAUACAUAGAGGUUCCAUCCAGUAAGGAAAUUGAGAAGCUCAGGCAAGGUAGGGUGACUUCCCAAGUUUAUGCUGAUUGGCUGACUGAUUAACAACCCAGGUUUUGCCAUACCUGGUAAGUACUAUCUGCUUACAUAGAGCCUCAGGGUCAGCCAGACAUGAGAGCCUGGGUCCUUCCCAGGUCUUUUCUCAGGCUACAUGUAGCUGUACCACGUUCAUGGCCUUCUAGAAACCCAGAAAUAUGUUAGAGCUUUCAAAACCCCUAUGAGUGUCUCAUUUUCCAGCGUUUCCUUUUUCAGUUUUUUGAUUAGUCGCAACUGUUAGCCACCAUCUCAGGCAGCCACAAAAUUACACAAUUGCCUGUAAUUAUCUGUACAAACACCCACUGGGAAAAGGUUUCUGGGCCUACGAGAUCUAAGGCCAGUCUAAUAAAGAUGGCCUUGCCCAUAAGGUCUCGGAAACAACAAGGCAAGCCAAAUAAUGACAGCUCUCUGGGAAUGCAGCGUUGGUGGAGUUCCCAGCCAUAUUUGGCUCCCGCCAGUGACUUCCAGGCUGCCGGUUUUCACCAUUUCCAGUGGAGCUGGAGAUGGGAUGGGGUCAGGGCAGUUUAAAAUACCCAAAUGCACAGCUCUUACUGAGAUUCAACCAUUUCACGUAAGCGUACAUGCCUCAGAUCGCUACAUGACUUUGGUUCAUUUCCGGAGAUCUGAAAAAGGUGCUUCGGACAGUUUUUAACGGUUUUUCUGCUUUUUUAUUGGAGGGAAAUUUUCAGAGGUGUUUUCUCACUGAUAAAAUGGUCCACUGUUUCAGUGACAUCACCUUUUUUUUAGCACAUAUGUUUAGUAUCCAAUUUUAAAGUAGUUUUACAGUUAGAAACUCCCCAGUAAUUUAUUUUGAAAUACUACCUUUGGAGUUAUAUCAAGAUACAGUAAAUUCUACAACCCAUCAAAUACGACUUUUUACACAAACCACCAUCAUUCCAGAUCUCCCUAAUUUCUCACUUUUUUCCUCAGGUUUUGGGAGAUUUUUUUGUUUUGUUUUUGCUAUAUUUCUUAAUGUGAAAGGAGAGAGUAAGCCCACGGAGAGUUUUUAAUAUACUCUUCCAGAAAGGACUGGAGCUCCAGGUGCAGUAAGUGGCUGGGCCCUCCUGACAAGCCAGGCCAGCAGCAGCUGACAAUCUGCUGCCAGGCAGGGAGCCUGCUGUGUCCUACUCUGGGAAGGUGUUGGUUCAGGAUCAUUUAGAACCCCUGCUUUCAUGAGAAGAUUUCAAAGGAUUAAGUGUGUCAUUUAUCUCAGCCAUAUUUUCUCAAGGGUCAAACAUGAAUAACUAGAGUUCCAGUGUCAAGACCAGAUGUCACCAUUUUCUCUAUGCAGAGUAUGGACUGCCUUCAUUUCCUGUCAUGUAAAUCAAAUUUAUUUUAGAAUCUGACUAUGCCAGGUCAUAUGCAAAAUGUGAAUAGAAUACAGAGCAACUGGAAAUAUCGUCUAUAAUUCGCUUUCAUUUUAUGUAUGAUUUUAAAAGUUAUUAACGUGCCUCAAUGAUUCUAUGUACCAAACUACCUCAAAACUUAGUGGUUUCCAAAAACAAUCAUUUUCACUCACGAGUGUAACUUGGCUGGAGUUUGAUCUAAGCUGGGCUUGGCCUGGAUGGUUCCAAGCUCGUCAUUAAAAUGUACAAUUUACAGGAAGAACAGAAGAUAGAGGGGCAUAUUAAAGGAUACCCUGGUAAAGCAGUCAGCAUAAUGCAGCAGGUAGAGAUGAUACAGGACAGACAACUCUAGUUUGUUCAACAAAUAAAUGGCAAGAGGGAAAUGCAAGAUGGAGGGAGAACCCGAAGAUGAAAAUAAAUUUAAGGGAUAUGCCAUUCAAGCAAUUAAUCACACGUGGUUCCUUAUUUAGGUUCUUAUUCAAACAAACGAUAAGUUAUGAGACAAUUGGAAAUUGGAACAUUAAUUGGAUUUUUGGAGAAAGGAUAUGUCUCUUACUUGCUACAAGUUAAUGCAGGAGCAGAGUAGUGGGUGGAGAUAUAGCUGAAACAAAAUGUUCCAUGAGUUGAAAAUGUAUAUGAGAAUUGGGGUCCAUAAUAUUUUUGUCUACUUAUUUAAAAAAC